AUGGACUUUCAAAGAAUCAUGCAGCAGCAAUUCAACAUGAGGAACCAAAACCUUGGCGACGUCCCUAUGGUAGAUACAGCUGAACAAAUCUAUAUUUCCUCUCUUGCCCUCCUGAAAAUGCUCAAACAUGGCCGAGCAGGUGUCCCAUUAGAAGUCAUGGGUCUUUUAUUAGGUGAAUUAGUUGACGAAUAUACAGUCCGCGUAGUCGACGUUUUUGCAAUGCCUCAGUCAGGAACUGGAGUUAGCGUCGAAUCAAUAGACGAAGCUUUCCAAAUCAACAUGACUGAGAUGCUUAAACAAACAGGGCGGUCAGAAAUGGUUGUCGGAUGGUAUCAUUCCCACCCUGGCUUUGGCUGCUGGCUUUCAGGAGUUGAUAUGAAUACCCAACAGAGCUUUGAACAGCAGCUGGCCAGAGCUGUAGCUGUCGUCAUUGACCCUAUACAAAGUGUCAGAGGAAAAGUGGUGAUUGAUGCUUUUAGAUUGAUAAAUCCUCAGCUGUCUAUGAGAGGGAUGGAGCCAAGGCAGACAACUUCUAAUAUUGGGCACGUCGCCAAGCCUUCGAUUAGUGCACUUUUGCAUGGGCUGAAUAGGCACUAUUACUCUAUUACGAUUAAUUAUAGGAAAAAUGAGCUAGAACAGUCAAUGCUUUUGAAUUUACAGAAACAAAAAUGGGUGCAGAAGCUGAAAGUGGAAGAUUUCAUGAAGAGGGAAGAGGAAAAUUUGAAAAUCAUUGAAGAAAUGGUCACUUUGGCAGAAACUUAUAAUAAGUGGAUUCAAGAAGAAAUGAAGAAGACUAAACAAGAAAUGGUGGUGAGUACUGUAGGGAAGCUUGACCCAAAGAAAAGGCUAGAACAUGAUGUAGAUCAGCUGAUGACCAAUAAUAUUCUGCACUCACUUUCAUCGAUGAUCGACACAGUAAUCUUCUAA
Molecule: messenger RNA, 927 nt
Organism: Blepharisma stoltei
Lineage: Eukaryota; Ciliophora; Heterotrichea; Heterotrichida; Blepharismidae
Source: the annotation of a GenBank genome assembly